Messenger RNA from Hypoxylon fragiforme, 1563 nucleotides. RefSeq lists its product as uncharacterized. The coding region runs from base 134 to 1210 and encodes 358 amino acids. NCBI's taxonomy places the organism in Eukaryota, Fungi, Ascomycota, Sordariomycetes, Xylariales, Hypoxylaceae. The record is from RefSeq and is a predicted model, not a curated record. The transcript has a single exon.
UAAGAAUCAGACCCUCAGUUCAUCACAUCGCCCCUCUUGUCACUGAGACUUUUAAACCCUCAUCGAUAUCCAGCAACAUCCAGCGUUGACAUCUUCGAACCAGAGGAUACCUACCUAUCUUCCAGUGUUCACAAUGUUCAGCCCUUUUGCAAGCUACGCGCUUCCGAAGCCGAAGCCAACUUCUGCUCCCUCGGAGUCCCUACCCCGAGAGUUCAUUAAUGAACUAUUUCGAAUAAUGAUCUGGCCAUGCCUCGACCACUUGGACCAUAUUUUGAUUAGUUAUGCCACGGAGUGGAUUUCCCCCCUUAACUACCUGACUCAAAAAGAAGUCACUUCCCCCACCCACCAAAUGGGCAUGUUCAGACGCGACAACUUCCAGGACCUUCAGAGCAUGGUAUUUCGGGUGCGUAACCUCAUCUCAUGCUAUUAUAUAGGCAUUGACUCUGCCUUCAAAACCCCCCUUUACCACAAGACAUUCUUUCCCGCUGUCCCGCGGAGUGAUGUCGCCCAGGCCCGCGUCGCCAUUGCUAUCUUGAUCAUAUUUGGCUUUGGAGCAUGGCUCGAGCGAAUCGCGUCAAGUGGCCGGGGGCUGGCGGUCGGCUCGAAUAUACACAGUUUUUACUUCGAUAAGUUGCGUGGGAUAAUCGGUUGGGGAGAUUUGCAAGACGGACACUUAGCAUAUGCUUCUGUCCCUCGUGUCCGGCUGUACCUCAUCUAUCCACCUGAGCCUCCGGCCUCCGAAAAUAUCGACAGCGGCGCCAAUGACGAUCAAACCGACGGCGAAUAUGAUAGCGCAUACGACAGCGAAUAUGGUAGCGAAUAUGACGGUCAAGAUGAUAGUCAAGACGAUAUCCAAGACGAUAGCCAAGACGGUAGCCAAGACGACGAUUAUGUUGAGGCUGAGUCGGGUCCCUUCAAUAGCCCGGCUGUUGAUGCAUCCAUUCGCGAGUGGCUGGAGAACACUGCCGACCCAGAUGAGAUGAAAGAUCCUUUUAUAGCCGAUAAUAUCGGGCGCGACGGGUUUUUUAAUAUCCCCUACGAUCCGUUUAAGGAUCACCUUCCUGGCUACCGUCCUAAUCCCUUCGCCAACCCCUUCCUCAAUCCCUUCCUGUAUGCACCUGUUAACCCCCCCACGGAUAACACUCCGGAUCCAUUUGAUGAUGAGUACUAUGAGGAGAUGGUUGCCGAUUUGGUCAGUGAUCCCAUCUGAUGAUCCUCCCGAUGUCGACAGCGCCUCUGGAUUGGACGAUCAGACUCCCUUUAUCAAACCGCAUAUAAAAGACUACGGCAAUCCAGGGUGAUGAGAUGGAUAUCUCGAGCAGGCUUUGUAAGAUAUGUCUAGGAGACCGCGUCCAAUGCGGGCCUUCCUACCUUCGGAAGGAUGCAAUGGCUGGCGGGGGAGGGGUAGGCGAUAUUAUGAUUAAGCGAGCGGAGGGAGUUAUGAUCCACCACAAGGACAGGAGAAAUGUCAAGAGGAGCAUUAUGGCUUGAUGGAUGAAGGAUGCAGAUUAUAUGAUAUGCGAUAUUGGUGCCUGGAUAACUAGAAUGAUCACAAUCGGGAAC